AAGUUUGGUACUUGCGCAGUGAAACCAAGAAACACGUUCACCGGCCGGUAGUUAGUACGGUGGUAGACUUUACACUUGUAUACCCUACAGAAACGAAAUGGCACCAGUGCCAGUUAGUGGAGAAAGCCAGAAGACUGGCGUGAAUGCCGUCCUCCUAGGACCUCCUGGUGCAGGAAAAGGCACACAGGCUCCAUUGCUGGCAGAUCUGUACAAAGUUUGUCAUUUAUCUACAGGUGAUAUGCUGAGAGCUGUUAUAGCAUCCGGAUCAGAGUUAGGGAAACGUAUAAAAGGAAUCAUCGAUGAAGGAAAACUUGUGACUGACAGCUUAGUGGUGGAGCUCAUCGAAGAUAACCUUGGGAAACCAGAGUGUAAAAACGGAUUUCUUUUGGAUGGAUUUCCUCGUACCAUCAAACAAGCAGAGGCUUUGGAUGGCUUAUUGUACAGCAGGAAAACCAAGCUGGAUGCAUGUGUAGAAUUUUCUAUAGAUGACUCACUGCUUGUCAGACGAAUCACAGGACGCCUUAUUCACGUAAAAAGUGGACGGUCCUACCAUGUGGAAUUCAACCCUCCCAAAAAGGAGAUGACUGAUGAUAUUACAGGAGAGCCUCUGAUUAGACGGUCAGAUGACAAUGAGGCAGCUUUAAUGAAGAGGCUGGAUUCCUACCACAAACAGACGAAACCCCUCGUUGAUUACUACAGCAAGCGCAAUAUACACACAGCCGUUGACGCAUCACAGCCACCCAAAGUUGUGUUUGCUAGCAUCAGGAAAAUCUUUGACCAGAAACGAAUCCUGGCAAAUUUAACUGGAAAAUACAGUUGAAAUAAACUAUUCCAUUAAUGUUAUUUUGUCAAUAUUUAAGAACAAGGUUUCAGCCUUGCGAUUUAAUAAAUGAUACAACUCAAUAACAGGGAUGUAUAUUUUAAUAUAAACUUUUGUUACAUUUCUUUAGUUUCGUUCUUUUUAGCUGAUCAUCCAAAUUGCCCGUCAUCCGUUUGUCAUCCUUUUGUAUUUAAACAAUUCUUGUUAGCUAACCUGCAAUGUAACUGAGAUCUUGCUACAUUUAUAAAUUCCAUUUGUCAGGUCGAACAACAAAGAACAUUUUGUAUACAAGUACAGUUGUAUCAGAGUCCAGAUGAAUAUUUAACCAUAAACGAAAGUCUACUAGUCUAGAAAUGCUGAGAGGAUUUUAACUAAAUUUGCAAUGUAGCUUUUUCAAACCACUGUUUGAAUAAGGUUCUUGUGAUGUACAACAUGCAACAACUCGCCUUGUUUACAAAAUGUAAAAAAUUUAAGAAUAAUUGUUUGAUAUGUAAUUGAACAAAAUAUAAUGCAAGUAGCCCAGAUUAUUGGGCCAGAUCUUUUUAUGCAUUGAAUUGGCUGAUAAAUUUAUUCCAAUUUUGAAUCAAUUUAGUGUUUUGCAGUGUCAAUGGUGUUUUAUCAAUAUGAUGGAUCAUGCAGUGUACAUUUGAUAAGGAUUACAAAUUUUAAAAGUACGGACGCUAUGGUGUGCAUUAAAUUCAUCAUUGUUAUCUCACCUGCCCGAGGAGAAGUGAGCUUUAACAUUAAUCUCCUUUUAUUCAGAAGGACAAUUUCUUUUCAAUAACCAAGAGGGCAAGAGUCCUGAUAAUGGCCAGAAGCAUGCUGGAAUGAAGGGCUAACAAGUUUGUUCAAAGGAAAUAUCUUAACCUACUUUGAGGUUACACUGGGUUUACAUAUGUUCAAAUCUUCAACUUCUUCUAAAAAUUGGCCAGUAACAUGCUUGGACGAAGGGUUUAUUUGUCAAUGAAUGACUUGACCUACUUUUAAGGUACCAGAGAUCAAACUAUAUAGAAUCUUCAAACUUUCUUUCUGAAAACCAAAAAUCUAGGGUUACGUUAUAUAAACCUGUAACAACUGAAAAGAAAGGGUUUGAAUAUGAGCUCCUCAUGCAUGAUCUAUCAAUUUGUGAGAUUAUCCACAUAUACACUAUGUAGUUACAUCUUCUAACACAUAUUUCACUUCAUAAUCAGAAGACAUUGGGAAACAGGAGAGCAAUACAGGCCCUGUUGGUACUCGUUAUUAUAUUGUCAAGCAUAUGCAAUGAACCAAUAAUUCUUUACAAUUAAACAACCUGAUGAAAUCCA
This is a messenger RNA of Pecten maximus, 2124 nucleotides long. Its product is annotated as adenylate kinase 2, mitochondrial-like. The record is from RefSeq and is a predicted model, not a curated record. The coding region runs from base 98 to 820 and encodes 240 amino acids. Gene Ontology annotation, biological process: ADP biosynthetic process. The transcript has 5 exons. Lineage: Eukaryota; Metazoa; Mollusca; Bivalvia; Pectinida; Pectinidae. Gene Ontology annotation, molecular function: ATP binding; AMP kinase activity. Gene Ontology annotation, cellular component: mitochondrion; cytoplasm.